Messenger RNA from Schizosaccharomyces osmophilus, 2061 nucleotides. RefSeq names its product long-chain-fatty-acid-CoA ligase (gene lcf2). Bases 1 to 2061 code for a protein of 686 amino acids. Gene Ontology annotation, biological process: long-chain fatty-acyl-CoA metabolic process; long-chain fatty acid metabolic process. NCBI's taxonomy places the organism in Eukaryota, Fungi, Ascomycota, Schizosaccharomycetes, Schizosaccharomycetales, Schizosaccharomycetaceae. The transcript has a single exon. The record is from RefSeq and is a predicted model, not a curated record. Gene Ontology annotation, molecular function: long-chain fatty acid-CoA ligase activity. Gene Ontology annotation, cellular component: endoplasmic reticulum; plasma membrane; lipid droplet.
AUGGAAAUCAAGGACUAUUAUUGCAUAGAAACAGACGCACCUAAACAACCUGGCGAGUCGUCCACUUAUCGAUCCAUUCACUCUGCCAACAAGCUCCUUACAACGCCUGAAGAUGGCAUAAAGACUGUAUACGACCUGUUUUGUGGUGCUGUCAAAUGCCACGGGAAAAAGGAAGCCAUGGGCACCCGAAAACUCAUCAAAGAACACGUCGAAGAACGUGAAAUUGUUCGUAAGGUCAGUGGAGCCGAAGUCAAAGAGAAAAAAACAUGGAAUCUUUAUGAAUUAGGUCCCUACGAGUAUAUCAACUAUAUCGAGGUUUAUGACAUCUCAAUGGCCCUCGGAUCGGGUUUGAAACUUUCCGGCGUUACCACCGAUAGUAGCCUUCUAUUCUUCGCUGGUACUAGUGAAAAAUGGCUGAUGACUGCUCAAGGAUCUCUUAGUCAGUCUAUUCCCAUCGUUACUGCCUAUGAAACUUUAGGUGAGGAUGGUAUCAUAACUUCCGCGCAAGAGUGCUCUACUUCAGCCAUCUUCACCGACCCUACUCUGCUUCCCAAAUUAGUAAAUCCUUUAAAACAAUGCCCUCUACUCAAGGUUAUCAUUUGCAGUUCCGAACCCUCCGAAAAGCAAGCUGAACUCGUGCAUGCUGCUAAUCCCAAUGUUCAACUUUUAACCUUUCACCAAUUGCUAAAGCUCGGCCAGGAUGAACCUCAACCCAUUGUUCCCCCCAAAGCCGAUGACGUUUGCUGCUAUAUGUAUACAUCUGGCUCUACUGGCAAGCCAAAAGGUGUUAUCCUUUUACAUCGAAACAUUAUUGCUGCCUUGGGUGGCAUUAAUCGAAUUUUGGCUCAACAUAUUAAUGCCAAAGACUACGUAUUGGCUUACCUUCCUUUGGCCCAUAUAUUUGAGUUCAUUUUUGAAAUGUGCUGCUUUUACUGGGGUGGUGUUUUAGGAUACGCUUCUCCAAGAACGCUUACAGACGCAAGUGUUAUUAAUUGUAGAGGUGAUAUGCCGGAGUUUCGUCCUACCGUCAUUAUUGGCGUGCCCGCCGUAUAUGAAUUGAUCAAAAAAGGUAUUCUUACAAAGGUUUCUUCUAUGCCCGUUCAUCGUCAAAAAAUCUUCUCUGGUUCCCUUGCUUUGAAGCAAUAUCUACUUAAAUAUAAUCUUCCUGGUACGGCUACAUUAGAUGCGAUUGUCUUCAACAAAGUAAAGGCAGCAACUGGUGGACGCCUUCGUUAUUGUAUUGCCGGUGGUGCCGCCCUUGCUGCUAGUACCCAGGCCUUCUUAAGUACUACGAUUUGCCCUGUUCUUCCUGGGUAUGGCCUCACAGAAACUUGUGCCGGAAGCUUUGUUUUAUCCCCUGAACAAUGGCAUCUGUACGCAAGUUCGGUAGGAUUUCCAAUCCCUUCUAUCGAAUUUAAACUUGUAGAUAUCCCAGAAUUGGAUUACUACUCGAAUGGCACCCCUUCAAGAGGUGAAGUCUGGAUUCGGGGACCAGCAGUCUGCAACGGGUAUCUCAAUCGCCCAGACGAUAACGCCUCCUCUUUUACUGUGGAUGGAUGGUUCAAAACGGGUGAUGUUGGAGAGCUGGCUAAAAGUAAUACUCUUCGACUAAUUGAUCGUAAAAAGAAUAUAGUGAAGUCUUUGAACGGUGAAUAUAUCGCUCUAGAAAAGAUUGAAACACAAUAUCACACAAGUCCACUUGUGUCUUCAGUAUGCGCAUACGCUGAUGUGAAUCAUGCCAAGCCGGUGGUUAUUGUUUAUCCUGAUGAAAAAGCCCUUCGGGCUUACCUACGGAAGCAAAAAGGAAGUUCUUUUAAUGGCGAUCCAGAGGCUACUUUUAGUCAAUUAUGUCAGAAUAAAGAAGUCUAUGAUAUUAUAUUGACUAAUCUUACAUCAAUUGGGAAAGGUCAAAAAUUCGCUUCAAUAGAACUUCCGCAGGCUGUUAUUCUUAGUGACUUUGAAUGGAGCCCCGAGAAUGAUUUCUUAACUGCUUCUCGAAAAGUGAAGAGACAAACGAUUCAGCGACAUUAUCAAAAUAAAAUUCUGGAAGCAUACAGUUAA